UUAAUGGAUGACGCGUCCUUUUAAAUCCGUCAAAAAACUGGUUGGGAACCGCAGGCUUUAGAACCAUCGAUGUUCGAUGGUCUGUUGGUCUGUGUUUAGAACACAUUUGUGAGUUCCGCCAUAUUAGUACCUAGAUAAUGUACAAAAACCUCAAUGAAACCCGUAACUAACCAGUAAACAGUGUGAUUUGUGAUUCUGGACAGUGUGGUUCACGUAUUGUGUCAGCACGACUAGUUUUCGUACAAACUAGUUUGUGAUGAGGGUUCAAUUAACAAAAUGUAAAAAUAAGGUUAGGCCACUGCUGAAAGAUUAAUUAAAAACAAUCCAAUCACCCCGUUAAACUACACUAAAUCACAUGGACAUUCGAUUACUUUCCAAUAGUGCACGCUGCAACACAAAUAUCAUGCAUUUACAUUCGUAAAUCUCAAUCACUGAAGUACUGAAACCAGAGACAAGAUGAGUCUGCAAUCAUUCGAUCAUGAAAACAGGGACAGUUGGUACUUUGGUGCCAUCAAUCGGCAGGAGGCCACUGAUUUGUUAAUGAGUGAAAAGGAAGCCGGUGUGUUUCUUGUUCGGGACAGUGCUACUUCUGUUGGUGAUUAUGUUUUAUGUGUUAAGGAAGAUAGUAGAGUCAGUCAUUAUAUUAUAAACAAAAUUCAGAAUAAAGAGAGCAUUAAAUAUAGGAUUGGGGACAGAUGUUUUGCGGAUUUGCCCAAGAUUUUGAAUUUCUACAAGCUUCAUUAUUUAGAUACAACGCCACUUAUUAGACCUGCUUCUAAAAAAGUUGAAAAAGUUAUUGCGAAAUUUGAUUUUGAGAGUCAGGAAAAAGAUGACCUAUCCUUUAGAAAGGGAGAUAUAUUAACCAUAGUGUUUAAGGAUGAAGAACAGUGGUGGACAGCUAAAACAAGUGAGGGAAAGACAGGCUUAAUUCCAGUUCCGUAUGUACAGAAAAUUGAUGAGAAUCAGUCACCAAUUGAUAUUCCAAGGCCGGGUUCAGGGGAGCCCAUAACGGGCAGCGGGAGUCAAAGUGAGAGUGGAAGGCGGAGCCAAAUACAGAGGAAAUUACCAGCGAGAGCCCGUGUGAAGCAGGUACGAGUGCCGAACGCUUACGAUGAGACUGCUUUAAAAUUAGAAAUUGGUGAUAUACUGAUGGUUACGAAGAUGAAUAUUAAUGGUCAGUGGGAAGGAACUCUCAACGGCAAAACUGGCUAUUUUCCUUUUACGCAUGUAGAGUUUCUAGAUGAUGAUACUGGCAGUUAGUUGAAUAUUUUAUAUGCAUAGAAACACUAUUGUUGUAUAGUUGCUCCAUACUGUAUAUUUAUUAUUAAUAUUAACAUGGAUAUAUAUUAUCAUUAUUUAUGAACAAUUACAAGUUUGUGCUACCUAUUAUUGUCAAUUUGUAUUUUUCUUAAUUACAUAUCAAUAUUUA
Aethina tumida (small hive beetle) is the source of this 1429-nucleotide messenger RNA. It is a transcript of the gene Crk, whose product is annotated as adapter molecule Crk. The coding region runs from base 457 to 1260 and encodes 267 amino acids. NCBI's taxonomy places the organism in Eukaryota, Metazoa, Arthropoda, Insecta, Coleoptera, Nitidulidae. Gene Ontology annotation, molecular function: protein binding. The record is from RefSeq and is a predicted model, not a curated record. The transcript has 6 exons.